GACUGAAAUAUAUAUGGAAAGACAUAGCAACGCAAUGUGUAAAUUGCCUCACUACUAUCAGAACAACUUACAGUGUUUGUUUAUAAAGCCAAAGUCAUUUGCGUGUCCGAAGUAGGAGAGGCAGCUGUAUGUGAACAAAACGUCCAAAACAAACCUCUGCUAGGCCGUGGGUUUCAUUCGUGAAUAUUUCUUAACAGAAGAUAUAAAAAAAGUUCCAGGUAGAGCAUUUUGUGGAACUGUCAGCAUAUGUGUGAUGGUUAUACCUGCCUCAGUAUGGUAAAAAUUGAAAUAUUUUAACGGAGCGCCGAUAUGAUAUUGGCCUGAGCAUUGUGUUCAUACAUGGUGUGAAUAAAGCAAAACAAGAAUGGUAAUGCUGCUCUGACCGGAAACAUAUUCUCAGGAAAAAAAAGCAUGAUGCAGUGCAGAAGAACCUCUACCAUGUUGACAGCCAUGUAUAUACAACGUACAUUGGUGCCAUGUCUUAGAAAAAAAGUUUUCACUUGUUCAUUUGUGCAGACAAAGAAGUACAGGAAAAUACUGUACAGUGGCUUUGAUUGUAGUGACACUGUUACCAGAACUAACACAUUCCUUCAUAAAUCCAGAAGUUAUGCAAAAGAUUCAACUUAUGAUUUAGAUAGAAAAAACAAUCUUGAGAUUGUAAUAAUGAUAAGGAAGUGAAAUUAGUGUCAUUUGUUGGUGAGACUUUACCAAGUCAUUUUGAAGAUUCCAAUUGGGAAAAUGAAAUGAAGUUGUUGAAAGAAUUGGAAACAAGAGAUGUACUUGUUCCAUUAAAAGAUGCACAUGAAAUAGAUCUGCUUGCACAAGAAGUUAGACCAGCAUUUAAUCUAGCUGCUUAUAUUAACAGAUCUGCUACACUUCAAGAAAUGGUGAAGCUUGGAGUUGAUAUCAGCAAAUGGGAAAAGAGAAAGGGCAUCAGUUCAUAUAUCUUGAAACUGGACCUGGAGCGUGAUAUGAAGCAGCACUUGGUGUUCCUCCAUCAUCAAGGUUUAAAACCAGAGGAUCUGGGACGCUGGCUCACCAGAAAUCCUCUUAUAUUUCGCGAAAGAAUAGAAGAUCUUGGCUCUCGGAUCAACUAUCUAAGGGCGAUGAAAUUUACCAAUGGGGAAAUUGCACGUUUGAUAUCACGCAAUCCGUAUUGGCUGUUGUUUAGCACUGUUAGAAUUGACAACCGCCUUGGGUUUUUUCAACAUUUGGGUGGCCUUAGUAGAGGUGAAGUUCGUGUCGUCGCAGUGAAAGAGCCUCGACUGAUUACACACAGCCUUCAUCACGUCAAGAGGACAUCCAUUGCUGUUACCGAAGAGAUGGGCUUUAGUAAGAAUGAGAUGAAAAGUCUGAUAUUAUCUACUCCAAAAUUAUGGAUUACUCAUGGGCCGUCACUACUCCGAAGGUUUGAAUAUUUGCACAACGAAAUGGGAUUAUCACACAGCGUACUUGUACAAUUUCCACAGAUUUUACAGUCACGGGAAUUCAGGAUAAAGCAACGUCAUCUCUAUCUGAAGACUCUCGGCCGAGACCAGUAUGAUCCUCACAAACCUAAUUAUGUGUCUCCAGCUUCACUGGUGGAAGGCACUGAUAUCCAUUUUUGUAGUGACAUUGCGAAAAGCACUAUUCAUGAUUACAACAUAUUUCUGAAGACACUUUAAUUCGCUAUUAUUUAUCUCUGUAUAUUUUGUCGCAUGAGUGUAGAUGUAUCUCUUGUAUUUACAUAAAAUUCAGAAUAAAAAGAUCGAACAAUUAUGUACUUGAUAUAACUUCCUUACAUUUAAGUCUGUAGAGAGUGAACUUAUGGAAGUGAAACAAAAGAAACUUAAAUAAGAAGUAUUAAUAAAAGAUAAAACAGGAUUACUCAUGGAUAUUAUGCAAAUUAAUUUCAUUCUAAGUUACGUUACAUUAAAAUUCUAGAGAUUGGUCUUUACAAACCAUCUGCCACGUAAAAUCAUAUGAAGAGGAAGUGAAUAAAUAAAUGUGAUUUUCUCCUUGUACUCAUCUCUUAACCAAAAUAAAUAUUUCAUACGUAA
This is a messenger RNA of Penaeus chinensis, 2039 nucleotides long. RefSeq names its product transcription termination factor 3, mitochondrial-like (gene mTerf3). Gene Ontology annotation, molecular function: double-stranded DNA binding. The record is from RefSeq and is a predicted model, not a curated record. Gene Ontology annotation, cellular component: mitochondrion. NCBI's taxonomy places the organism in Eukaryota, Metazoa, Arthropoda, Malacostraca, Decapoda, Penaeidae. The transcript has 8 exons. The coding region runs from base 744 to 1664 and encodes 306 amino acids. Gene Ontology annotation, biological process: regulation of DNA-templated transcription; mitochondrial ribosome assembly.